AAUUUUAUUUUUUUUUCUUUUAUGUGACUGAUUCCCACUCUCUUUUGAGUUAGCUAAGGCAAAAGAAAAAGAGACUUCUCUUUCUCUUCUUAUAUUUCUCUCUUUCCAUCACUUACAUCCUCCCUCCCUUUCAUCUCAACUUUCUCCUCCUCCUCCUUCUUCUCUCUAUGAGAGACCGAUACCGAGGGAGAGAAGAGCCAUGAAGAACACCAUCCGGUGCUGCAUCUCUUGCAUUCUUCCCUGCGGAGCACUCGAUGUGAUUCGCAUAGUACACUCCAAUGGCCGCGUGGAAGAAAUCAGCGGCACCAUCAAAGCCAGCGAGAUCAUGAAGGCUCACCCUAAACACGUGUUAAAGAAACCCUCGUCUCCUGCCGAUGAUGGCAUGGUCCCGAAAAUCGUCAUCGUCCCACCAGACGCAGAGCUCCAACGUGGGAAGAUUUAUUUCCUCAUGCCAGUCCCUUCAACACCCCAAAAAACCCGAUCAAAAUCUUCCUCGACAACCAAGAAGAAAAAAAGAGAGAGUCUUGACAACAGCAACAGCAGCAGCAACAACAACAGAAACAGCAACGGCGGCAACAGCAACAGCCACAGCCGACAGCACCGUCACAGCCGAAGCAUGAGCAACGCCAACAAGAACAACAGUAUUUCAAUGUCGAAUCUUUUGAUAUCGGAUCAGUACUUGAGUGAGAUACUUUCAGAGAAGUUGUCAACGCAAAGGGAUCGAAGAAGAGGCCGAGUUGGGGUGUGGAGACCACACUUAGAGAGCAUCUCCGAGACGCCGAACGAUGCUUGAUGAGUUGAAGUACGCUCUAUUAUGGAUUGUAAAAAAAUGGGGUUUACAAUUUUCUUCAUAUUUUCAUAUGAUUCAUUUUUAGAAAGAAAAAAAAAAGGUACAUCCAUCCAUUAGGGUUCAAGAGGAACAACUUCCUAUUCCUUUUCUCGUUUUCCUUUCUCUACAUUUCUCUUCUGCCCCUUUAAUUUUCUUUGAGCCUUGUAUAUAUAGGCAUAGAGGCAAAAUAAUGCAAGAGAACAAAAAAAAAAAUUGAGCUGUAAUUUGGAAAUUGUGGUGAUAAUUCUUAUAACACAGUUGUGGGAUCUUGGGUCUGGAUGCUUUGCCACAGUUACCAGAUUUUUAAGUGUAAUUCAAGUGACAAAUCUCUUGGAAGUUGUAAUUUUGUAAAUGCUGAGAGAGAAUUUGUGGGAUUUUGUUUUUGUUAGUGCCUUAGUGGGGGAGGGUGGAAGAGUUAUUACUUAUAAUAUCCCAAGGGAAAAAAUUUGAGAGGAUGUUUUACUUAGAGAUGAUAGAGAUCUUACUUGUACUAUUGAGCAACUUAGCAUAAUUUUGUAUGUGAAAUAUUGAAUAAGAUUUUGAUUCUAUA
Molecule: messenger RNA, 1379 nt
Organism: Theobroma cacao (cacao)
Lineage: Eukaryota; Viridiplantae; Streptophyta; Magnoliopsida; Malvales; Malvaceae
Product: phosphatidylinositol 4-phosphate 5-kinase MSS4-like protein
Source: RefSeq, a predicted model, not a curated record